ACCCAAGGGUAUGUUUUUGCUAGAUCUUGGUGCAAGUUGGCCUUGUUGGUUAAUGUAAGAAACUGUUCGCUCUUACAAAGUAUCUCCGAUGAACAGGUGGCAUUGUCUUUCGGCCGUGUUUGUUGGUAUGAUAAUGCGAUUGGUUCAUCCCUUUCAAUACCCAAGUUAGUAGUAAUAUGAUCCCAGAGUUUUGAAGAGUACAUAUAUAAUCUGUAUCCCGCCCACCGCGACCAUCUCCUUAUCUAUUGUGUAUCGUGCAGCAAGACCGAACAUGCUAAGAGAUGGAUUUGACUCCUCUUUCAGAGCCCCAUUCGCAGGGGCAAUCCAAUCCGAAUCAGACUAGCCACCUAGAAGAUGUACCAUAUCAAGUACAUCAAAUUUCAGCAUCCUCGUCGAUUAGAAUUGUCUGUAUAUCAGACACUCACUGUACACAGCCAAGUUUACCCGAAGGAGACAUCCUGCUUCACGCCGGUGACUUAACCAACAAGGGAUCAUUCGAAGAAAUCCAAGCGCAGUUGGGCUGGCUCAAGGAAGCACCUCAUAAGUAUAAAGUUGUUAUAGCUGGUAAUCACGAUGUCUUACUAGACCCCGCGUACGUGAAGCGGUUUCCGGACCGUAUAUAUGAAGGGGAGGGGACAUCGCAAACCGACUUAAAUUGGGGUGAUAUUAUCUAUCUCAACCGAUCAUCUAUCAAGCUCGACUUUCCGAAUGGUCGUUCACUUGAUAUAUACGGCUCACCGCUUACCGAGCAAUUCGGUACGUGGGCUUUCCAAUACCCUCCUAUCCGAGACGUGUGGACAAAUAGUAUCCCCAAGGGCACGGAUAUACUCCUUACUCAUGGUCCUCCAAGGGGUCACCUCGAUCUCGGAGGCAAGGGAUGUCGAUUCUUGUUGAAGGAGAUCUGGCGGGUACGUCCCCGACUUGUCGUAUUCGGACACAUACAUGCCGACCAUGGACAGCAGGCUAUUACCUACAGUUCUGAUGAAGCAUCAUACGAUAUACCAAUGAUGGGAGAAAUAGGGGUUUGGGCUACCUUUGUUAUCAGAUUCCGUCUGGCAUCUGAGAAGCUUUCUGAACUUCUCUGUUGGCGAUCGGAGGCCUCAAGUAGCACAACGCUUGUUAAUGCUGCGGUUGUGGGUGGUCCCGGCAAUGUGGAGGGAAGGCCAGCUAUCGUAAUAGAUAUUUAAACACACCUAGAGCCGAAAUGGAUAGACUUGAAAUGUCGAUAAUGAAAUGUCGCUAUAUAUCCAGGCUAUGUCUUUUGUGAUGCCAUAUUCCGUACUCACUAUUCUUGGGUGUGAGGUUAAUGACUGGGUAGUUGUAUCGCCGAUGAUAGACCCAAUUGUAUGCAAAGUUGUUAGGCGAAUCUUUUAAUAGUAUAGCCAACUUU
Molecule: messenger RNA, 1390 nt
Organism: Hypoxylon trugodes
Lineage: Eukaryota; Fungi; Ascomycota; Sordariomycetes; Xylariales; Hypoxylaceae
Product: Metallo-dependent phosphatase
Exons: 1
Coding region: 282-1187 (301 amino acids)
Molecular function (GO): hydrolase activity
Source: RefSeq, a predicted model, not a curated record